Messenger RNA from Racocetra persica, 423 nucleotides. Lineage: Eukaryota; Fungi; Glomeromycota; Glomeromycetes; Diversisporales; Gigasporaceae. The record is from the annotation of a GenBank genome assembly.
AUCAAUUAGUGAGCAAAUAUCUGAAAAUUGAGAUUAAUAAAUUAUUCAAAAAGAACAAUCUACAAAGUGAGGAUGAUAUAGCAUCUCAAAUUGUAGAAGAUAUAUUCGAUGAAGACUAUAAGUAUAAACCAAGUAUGACAGACAAUAGUUCAAGUUUAAUAAAUGAGCAGGGCUCAGAGUUAAUGAAGCAGGAAGCUAUUACGUGGAAAAUAAUUGAGUCAGCACAAAUCAAAAUAAUAAAAGAAGCAUUCCAUAUUCGAUAUAGAAAAGAUAGUAAGCUUAUUAAUGAAUAUGGUGGCUAUGUAAAAAAUUUGCAUAAUGCUGAAAACAAAGAUAAGUAUAUAAAAUAUAUUGCUAUAACUCUUUUUCUGAAUGAAGAAGCAUACAACAAAAGAAUGACUAGAUAUAGAAAAUGGUUCCAAG